UCUCUGAAAGGAAACAUGCAGAAAAAAAUGUUUUCUUUGAUAUAUCUACUAAAUUGUUAAGUCUGCUUGAUGUAUUUGACCUGCUUAGGUACUCACCACAAACAUGUUAACUUGGUACUCCAACCACAAAAAAAGCCCAUCCCAACGAAUAAAAUAAAGCUAAUGUCUGUUACAUGAGGCGCACAGAACUAUUGCUGUGGACUGACUAAAGAAGCCCCAAUGCAUAGCCAGAUGUAGUUACACUUCUGCCAGCAGAGGGGGUUAAACUCCACAUAUGCAGUGUUUCAUAGUGUAAUGCUGCAUGUACAGACUCCAGGUACCAAUACCUCUUCAAAUCACUAAAGUAGUCAUGGUGCUUGAAGUGAUCCUUCAAAGUGCAACAUAUAGUUUCAGGUUAGCUUUUGGUUGUGCUAUUUAUUUUCUUGAAGAAUAAAGAUUUUCUGUGGCUGGCCAAUCAGACUACCCAUUGCAGCUCAAUGAAAAGUCUUUGCAAGGCAGGUACUCCGAGCAAUUGCUUCCUCUUGAGUUCAGUGGCACUGAGGGAAACAACAAGGAAAUAACAUAACUGGUAGUCUAACCAGGUUAAUUUGAAACCUGCACUUUUUGUAACAUAAUUAAGAGAACACCCUUCACAUAUAAAGCACUUAAGCAAGCUAAAGUGCUUUAGGUGUUUGGAGUAGCUUUUUAAAUUUUGUUGAUGGCAAAAUGAUGGUAUUUCUCUUCAUUUAGAUGUGUAAUGGGUUCAUAUUGAUUGUCUGUGUGGUAAACCAUGUAUAACACGAGAAACUGCUCUUGCAUGGCAUUUUUUGUUUUCUUCAAUUGUAUUUUCUGUUUAGAUCCACAGGAUGAAAAUAAAAUAGGCAUAGAUGGAAUUCAGUUGUUCUGUGAUGAUUUACACCUGGAUCCAGCUAGCACCAGUGUAUUAGUGAUUGCUUGGAAAUUCAGGGCAGCUACACAAUGUGAAUUCACUAAAAAGGAGUUCAUAGAUGGAAUGACAGAACUUGGGUGAGUAGAACACUGAUAACUAAACUUGUUAUACUCUGAUCAAAUUAUAUUUUUUGACUUAAAGGAACAGUCCAAAAAUCCUAACCACUACAGUCUGCUGUAAUAGCGAUAGUGUCAGCAGUGCCGUUCCAUUUAAAAGCCUUUCAGAAUUUUUAUUGUUCCCUGCAUAAAAUGCUUUUACCAUUUGGGAAGCACUAUUACCAGUUUUCCUUCGUCACCUACUUUUUCCCAUUUCCCAACAAUUUACAAUUCUUUACCUACUAUUUUAUCAAUAAUAUUGCAUUUUAUUAUUACUAUUUCUUUUUAAUUGUAAACCUAUACUUCAGCGUUUGGUUAAAACUAACAAUACCGUGUGUGUGUGUGUGUGUGUGUGUGUGUGUAUAUAUAUAUAUAUAUAUAUAUCACACACACACACACGUACAAAAGCAACAGUGAAAUCCUCCCAAACAAUGUAUUUAAAGGGACACUAUAGGCACCAAAUCAAAUUUCGCUUAAUGAAGCAAUUAUGGUGUAUAGGUCAAGCGCCUGCAGUCUCAUUUCUCAACUAUCUGCCAUUUGGGAGUUAAAUCACUGUUGUUAUUGCAUAUGCAGUAUUAACCACACCUUUAACUUAUUUUAUAAGUUUGUAUCUCCUGCUCUGCAAAUUGAACUUAAAGCACACACAAGAGGCUCUGGCAGGGCAUAGCAAGCUAUUUACAGUGCAGGAGAAAAGAAAUUCUAAAUAAAACAAUGUGCAAUAAAGGAAGUGUAAACAUUUAAUUACUCUUUACAGGAAGCGUUUAGGAAGGCUGUGCAAGUCACAUGCAGGGCGAGGUGACUAGGGCUGCAUAAGCAAAGUGAUUUAACUCCUAAAUGACUGAGAAUUGAGCAGGAACAUGAUCUACACACCAAAAAUGCUUUAUAAAGCUAAUGUUGUUUUGUGCCUAUAGUGUCUCUUUUAACUUGAUAGGUUAAAUUAAAAACAUUAUUGGUUAAUGUGAAACACAUUUAAAAAAAAAAAAAAAACAUAUGUAAGGUCCCUGCUCGUGCUUAGUAGUUGUCUCCCAAAACCAAAACCUGUACCAUUGCUGCUAGAGUCUAAGGGUGAGGGGGGUGAGCUUUACUUACCUUAAUCUGUUGGUCCUGAGUGAGUUAUUGGUUGCUUAGCUCAACUCAAGAGGCAGCAAUUGCCCCAAGCACCUGCCUUGCUAAAACUUCUCAUUGAGCUGCAUUGGGUAGUUUGUGAUUGGACAUACCAGAGUCCAGCCCCAUGAAAAUAAAUGCAUUAUUAAGUGCAUGAAUGUUAUAAUUGGUGUGUGUAUACUAAAUAGUGAUUUAUUUUUAUAUAUUUUUGUUUAUUAUUUAGUCAGUGUAGUGUUCCAUUUAAGUUUCAUUAAAGGGAUUCUAUAGUGCCAGGAAAACAAACCCGUUUUCCUAGCACUAUAGGCUCAUGCAUUGCCCCCCUCCCGGCCAACUGUAAGGGCUAUAACUCCUUCAGUCACUUACCUGAAUCCGGCGGCGAUGUCCCUUGGCGGUGGGUCAGACUUGACCACGCUUCUCCCCUGCCGAUGUCAGCUGGCGGGGGAGAUCUAAUGCACAUGCGCGGCAAUGGCCGCGCUCGCAUUAGGAUUUUCCCAUAGGAAAGAAUUAUUCAAUGCUUUCCUAUGGGGGGAAAAUCUGACGCUGGAUGACUUCAUGCAGAGCGUGAGGACGUUCAGCGUCAGAUAAUGGACCAAAGGUCCGUUUGGAUUCCGGAAGUACCUCUAGUGGCUGUCUGGUAGACAGCCACUAGAGGAGAAGUUAACCGUCAGAGGUAAUUAUUGCAGUUUCUCAGGAACUGCAAUAUAAGGGACAUGGGACAUUGCAACCAGACCACUUCAAUGAGAUACAGUGUCCCUUUUAAAUGUAAUAAACUUAAAGGGCAACUGUCAAUUAUUUAUUUUUAACAUUUUUAGCUUUACCUAUACAGAGCAUUUUCCUUUCAAAGGAAGUAGAUCAAGGUUAUAAAAAUAGUUUAAGGCCAUUUAUAAAAAGUUAAAAGGUAACUCUAAGCACCAUAAUCAACUUGCAUUACUGCUUCAUGCUUAUAGCACCAAUCCCACUCUAGUCUUGAGAGUGUCUAUAUCAGCAGCACAUGAAAAGCCCAUGGCUUUGCCAAUACUAAAACAUACUUAGUUACACUAGACCGUCAACUAGGCUGCAUAUAGGCUGAUCACGGUGACCGUAUAUCUGCUAUCUGUUUAAGAGCAAUUCCAAUCAUCCUAUGCAACGGCACUCCUGACACCAUAAAUCAUAACCGUUCCUAAACUUCUGUACACCAGUGGUUUGUAGGAUAAAAAAAAUAUCCCUAAAACAGUUCCAAUUGAUCACAUAGGGUAAGUUUAACCACUCUGUAAUGUGUAAACUAAUUGCAGCCAUAAUUCUUUCAAUUCACACAUAUUCCAGUUCACCAUUGAGUGAACAAGGCUAAGUUCAGUUCCUGGCAGAGCCACUGUCUGUGCAUGCACAGUCCACAGCUCAGCUGUAUCCUUGAAGGACAGAAAGAUUGCCCCAGGUUGGAUGUGCUUGAAUAAAAUUUAACACAGGUAACCAUAACUCUCGUUUGGAGUUGAAUGGCAGCUCUGAGUUUCUGCAGCAGUUCUAAGCCACUUUCAGAGCUGAGUGUCUGCAGGGUGCCUUAGUCAGCAUCAACUUUACAAUUAUGAAAUUGUUUCUACAUAUGACGAAGAAGGGACUUUGCAGUGCAGUACUGUACUAAGUCUGUAAUCCAGUUGCUAAUUUGAAAUUAUAUCGGAUCAAUCUUCAUUACUCCCUCUUUAGUUAAAUAGGCGUUUUGGUUUUCUCAUAAAGAGAUAUACAAAGGGAAAAAUGUCUACAUCAGGACUGUGUAAUGGUGUGUUUUCAGAGACUUAAGGGGUAUGUGAAACACUGAAAAAGGAACAUAUAAAAAAAUGCACUUGUCUCAGAAUAUAAAGUACUUUUUUGCAUAAUAUGUUUCACUGGUAUUUAAUGUACAUGUCAGUAGAUACAUAGACUGAUAAAUUUGAAUGUACCAUUGUCUUUUGGCAGGUGUGACAGCACAGAAAAAUUAAGAGCUCAGCUACCACGAUUAGAACAAGAACUCAAGGACACUCUGAAGUUCAAAGACUUUUAUCAGUUUACAUUUAAUUUUGCAAAAAAUCCUGGUCAAAAAGGCCUUGGUAUGUACAUUGGCUAAGAUUCACCUGCAUGAUGAUAUUUAUUAUAUAUUCUGUCAAUUUGUCAAUCCUCAAAGGCACUGAUGGGCAAACUUGCAAGCCACAGAGGUGAGCUAAGGGGGUGCAGGCAUUGCAAACAGGCACCCCAUAUUUGGAGGCAGAUUUACUGCAAGUAGCAGAUCUUAAAUAAUAAUCAGAACAUGGAAAACAAAAAAUCCCAGUAACCUCUCCCACCAAGUAGAGGAAGUAACAGGAAGGGAGCACAGUAGAGAAUGGUAGUAGCAAACAACACUAACUUUUAUACUUUUAUUAGAAACUAAAAAAAGUAGCUCAACAUUAAGUGAUAAUAAAAUUGUAUCUAAGACUGGGGAAACCAAGGAGAUAAAUGGUAAGGAUCAAUACCACCCUAUAAUACCUGCUCCUAACUACAUAAUGUCCCCAAAAGGGCCCUAGGGUACAUUAACCCACAGUGUGUAUAGUCCAGGCUUCCUCAAACUCCAGCCCUCCAGAUGUUUCUGAACUGCAACUCCCAUGAUUCUAUGAAUGAAAUAGGCUGAGAAUCAUGAGAGUUGUAGUUCAGCAACAUCUGGAGGGCCGGAGUUUGGGGAAGCCUAGUAUAGUCGCUUCGCUAGAGUCUUUCAAUAUAGAAGGACCCAAAAAACUAAAUCGGGUAACGGGGCUCCAACAAAACUAUUUGGUAAAGUGGCAAAUAGCUAUUUUAUAUUUUAAAGGAUCCAAAGAAUGCUAGAACAAGUAGAGCAAGAAAGUCAACACAACAUCAUAUGAAAAUCUCCCUAAUCCGGAGAAACCGGGAGUCUGGGAAAGAAAGAGAGGAUCCCUAAAAUCACAGCCAAAAAUGGCUAAAUAGUGGUGUCUAGGGGCAAGUGGAGCAUGUAAGGGGAGUUGAAAGGAAUGCUACUCAUAGCUUAAUAAAGGAAUGAAAAGUAAAAAUCCCCAAUAGAAAAAGACCAAUAGAGAAAACAAUUACUAUACUGUCACUAUUUACCUCAUCACCACAUAAAGCUAGUCCGUACCUGCACCAAAUUUCCCUCAGAAUACAAAAAGUAAAUGAACUCAAAGGGGAGUAUACAAAGUUCAACCCAUGAUGUGUAAAAGUGAAAAAUGACAAAGGAAAGCUCAACGCACUUUUCAGUGUGCUCACACCCCAUUGCCAGGGGAUAAGUAUAUUCAGAACACACAGAAAUGCUUUGUCUUAUGAGUACCGCUUCUAAAUAUCCUCAGAUGUUUUUUCUACUAUUAACUGUGCUUCAACAUAGUGAUCCUCAAUCUGAUAUGAAAUAAAAGAACACAAAUACAAUAAAUAAACUAUUGGAAUUCUCCACUAUUUCUGCUCUUUUCUUGCACACCAUAUUGAAGGACAAUUAAUAGAAGAAAAUUAUUAGCAUAUUUGGAAGUUUUACACAUCAGACAAAUCUGUUUGUUCUAUGUAUAUAGGUAUUUUCCACAAUACGUGUCUGCUGCUUUCUUCUACUUCAUUAAAGAAGUUUAUUGUUAUGCACAGACGUAUGUCAACCAAACCAAAAAAAUUAAAACAAAUGGGUGCAAAUUAUGGUAAGGGCUGCUCCCUCACUGGCCAUGGUAAAUACGAAAGAAUAGAGCUCAAUGCACACCAGUAGUAUUCAAUUCCAUUUAACAAUUAAGUAGUCACAAGAAAGUUUAUCAUCUAGUGAAUUAUAACAAUACGUUAUACACUUCAGUACUGCAAAGUAUAUUCAAAAUCCCAAAUAGAGGGGGCAACGGAGCACAUCCUAGAAACAAGUUCAUGCAAAAUAGAGAAGAUGUCAAAGUCUAGUAAAGUAUUUUACCUUCAAAGUUCACAAAUGUGGAAGUUUUAGCCCGGAGACCAGUGAUAGUCUAAUUCUCUUAGCUUAUCCUUGAACUCCCAGUGGCAGAAAUAAAAACAUCAGAAUAAGGUAUUUUUUUUAAAAUGUGCUAUUUAUUCUUUUUGAGAUGUGCCUUUAAUACAUAUUUCUAAUUACACUUUUUAUUUUUUAAAUUAUUUAUUUUUUGGCCAUGCUGUGAGAAAAAGAUAGGGUUAUCAUAUACAUUAGUGUUUUACAGUAGUCAUUGAACUCUUGUGUUACCACUUAGCACAUAUAUAUAUACACACAGAUGCACUCUCAGGACUUUUAAGUGGAUAAAAAAAUAAUUUAUUCCAAUAUGUAUCACACCAAAAAAAUGUCCUGAGAGUGCAUCUCUUCAUUUAUUUGUAUAUAUCCACAACGUGGGAUUGCACCCAGGCAUAAACCAAUUGCUUUUGGAGAAAGGGUGAGUGCCAAGUUAGCUAUUUUGUGUGUGUGUGUGUGUGUGUGUGUGUAUAUGUGUGUGUGUAUAUAUAUAUAUAUAUAUAUAUUAUAUAUAAAAACUUAACAUGCGUGUGUUUCUAGGCAGUAUUGGGAGACAGUAGUGAGUUUAGGUACUUCUGGUGGAUCGUGAGUACGGUUAUCAAGCGUGCGAAGUGGUAAUAGUGGAUCCAGAGUGGGUGCUUUAUGUCAGUUAUAUAGGUUUAUACUUUUUGUCUUAUGGAGAGUGAUUUAGAGAAGUGCCACUCGUGGAUAUGUGGGUUGUAGUUUUGAUUAGAAAUGUGUGAGAGUAGACUGUGUGAAGACGCUUCAUCCUAAAGGAGGUGUAGUAUAUCCGUGUGCUGUGAAGGUACGCUGCAGGGGUAGUAACCCUAACCGGUGGUUGUCGGGGGGGGGAGGUGUUACGCACUGUCACCGUUCUCCUCACGUUGUUACACUAGUGGGCCUGGUCAGUAGAGCGCAGAAACGAUACUGUCAACAUGGGAACCGGCAGCAAUGAAAUGGAAAAAAAAAAUUAAGAACUUAUAACUCUGUAUAGCCUUUGAUCAAGUUGGGAUAGGAGACUUCUCCCCCCCCAUAGCUGUCAAGUGGCCAGAGGGUCCUCUCGUCUGGCUCUUGGUGUAAACGGCUCAAUUGUCGCUGGAUCCCAGAUCUGAGUGGUGUUCUGGCCAGUCGUGUCUGUUGUCGUAUUUGAGAGACCUAGAGUUGAUAGUAGCGUGGGGGCUUCAGUUCCGGAGGUGAUUUUGUGUGUGUGGUCCCCUUAUGAGUGGCUAGGUGGCAUAGUGGGGUACCCCAUCGUUAUGUCAUAGAAUAAAAUCAAUUUAUAACUUUUGUGACAUGCGUUUUUCUGGAUUUUUAUAUUUGAUGUGCUGUCUCUCACUGUUAAAAUACACCUACAAUUAAAAUUAUAGAUUAGUAAUUUCUUUGUCAGUGGGCAAACAUUCAAAAUCAGCAGGGGCUCAAAUACUUUUUUCCCUCACUGUAGCUGUCUAAAGGAACACUCUAAGCAACACCUCUACAGCCGUCUUGGUCGUUAUGGUGCCAAGAAAGACUUUCUGAGUCCCCCAAGCACCUGAACCUCAUCCAAUCAUCUUCUGCAGGAGAAGCCAGAAGUCUGUAUAGAAUAAUGCACAGCUGAUCCAGGACCACAGGCUGUAGUGCUUGGAUUGUUCCUUUAAUAUUACAGAUUUCAAAAAUAUUGUAUAUAUUUCAAAACAAACAAUAUUGUAUAUACCUGUAGCCUUAGAAGUCAUUGAAUGUGUUAUGGGAAGAUGUUUCAAUGAGUACUUGUGUUCUUUUUUUUUGUCUAUAUGUGGAACAUGUCUGAGGUCACCAACUAGGGUAGUUGGGCAAUUCACACAUAGUUAAAUAGCACAAAGAAAGUACCUUCUGAAAACAUUAAUUUAGAAUUGCAUUUUGUAGUAGUUUUGCGACCAAGUAUUAAAAGGUUGUACGUUGUGAGCUUCACAAAGCUAGAAUUUGUGUCAAGGCUGUAAUUCUGGAACCACUUCUAACAAAAUAGGGAAUAAACAGAAAAAGAAACAAAUGCCAUUCUACCUGUGUAUGAUUUACUGAGAAGACUGUAGAUUAAAAAGUAACUUUUAAUAAAUAAAUCUAAAAUAAGAAUAUAAAAAAGAGAAAAAUAAUAUGAACAGCAGGAGUAAAUGGAGACUAUACAGCGAGUAAAACUCUGUGACUACUUAUAUAAGCUGUAAAAGUGUAUACAUAAUAACACUAAUGCUGAAGCAAUACUGUUUAGCUACAAUAUAACAUCAGUGUAUUCCCAAGUAAUAGAAGUGAUACUGUAUUAUAUAUCACUAAUAGCUGUAGCAAAUUAGUAAACAGUUUAGCAGAUAAACGUUGCUAUGUUCGUUCAACUAACUAUGUCACUAUUGUUAAUCACAUAUAAGUUAAAAUAAUGACAUUAUUGUCAUUUUGAGAAUUACUGUUACUUACACUGUUACUUACACUUUUCCACCUUUUCUUUUUUUUUUAUAAUCAAUCUUUUUAACAUUCAGUAAAAAAUAAAAUAUAAAAAAACCAUAAGAUUCAGGUCAACAUAGGGUUAAUUAGUCAAUUAUUUCUUAAUGGUUGAGAUUCCCUCCCCAAGCUACCAUUGGUCAGAAUCCUGAAAAUCCUCCAAUCAAUUGAGAGCUUAUGAUUUAAAUACUCCUAUGUUUGCCAGCAUCUGGUUCCCCUCUGAUGAGCUUCACUGGCGAAACGUGCACGUCAGGGGCUCUGGACACUUACUGACACAUUAUUGGUGUCGGCAUCUAACUCUCUCUGCUUAUCUAUUGCUAAAUUACCGACAUCAAGUUCAUUUAUGUCCAGCAUUUCAGGAGUGCAUAUUGGAGACUCUUAACACUAAUUUUGUGUACUCUGUACAUACUUUAUUUCUCUUUCUUUUUCCUUUAUUAUGUGUAUGGGGGGAGAUUGAUAAGACCAGGCAUUUUAUUAAGGGAUGCCCUCGAAGGCACAAGACUUAGGAAUCUUUAUUCUAUAUGCCUUCCUCUGUCACUGUCUGUAUAUUUUCUACUACCUAGGCAACCUGUUCAAAACUGUUUGUAAACCCUCUCUUUAUACUUUGACCUAUUUAGAUGCAGCUAGCAUUUAGGCAACUUGUGUGAUUUUUAACCAGUUAACUGCUGCCUGUCAGAAGUCCUUCACAGGUGAGCUACUACUUUGUGCUCCACUGUGGUCAAGCAUAAGUUAACAUCAUUCAGUGCAGGCAGCUGUUGUAACACUAGAAUAUACUGCUAGGUAUCUUGCAGAAAAAAACAGAGCCAGGUCAGCAACCCCUUAUUUUACACUUUACUGCUUGACAGCAAGCUUUAAUUUAUUAUCAAAAUGCUGCUAUGAUCUAGGCAGCUUUUGUGAUAUUUAACUGGCUAAUCGCCGUCUGUCAGAAAUCUGUCUUAGCUGAACUAUUGACAGCACUGGUUUAGCAGUUGUCUUAUCUCCCCCCCCCUUUUUGCUACAGCUAUUAGUGAUAUAUAAUACAGUAUCACUUCUAUUACUUGGGAAUACACUGAUGUUAUAUUGUAGCUAAACAGUAUUGCUUCAGCAUUAGUGUUAUUAUGUAUACACUUUUACAGCUUAUAUAAGUAGUCACAGAGUUUUACUCGCUGUAUAGUCUCCAUUUACUCCUGCUGUUCAUAUUAUUUUUCUCUUUUUUAUAUUCUUAUUUUAGAUUUAUUUAUUAAAAGUUACUUUUUAAUCUACAGUCUUCUCAGUAAAUCAUACACAGGUAGAAUGGCAUUUUUUUUUUUUUUUCUGUUUAUUCCCUAUGAUAUUCACCAUUUAGGGGUUACCCCCCUUUUUUGUGCCCUCUACCUUGUGAUAUCUAAAUUUUGGCCCUAGGUUAAUUAUUUUUGUUUUCCUCGUAUAACACUUCUAACAAAAGCACAAACUUACUUAAACUCAUUUUAGAAGCACAAUACCUAGACCUCUUUGCAAUGGAACAAAAUAAUAUUUAGGGAUAGUCAAAAAUGGGUCGCAAGAGAAUACUGAGAACGGCAGCAGCUGCUGAAAUAGCCUGCCCUUCAGUCGGUCCCCGCUCAGUUCUCAAGCUGAUUUUUGCUCAUCUUGUGCCAUUACAGAAAACAUAUCUGAAGCAUAUCAGACUGGACCCACCCAUACGGGCAGUCCAGAUCCGAAAUGCCAGCAAGUUCUCUUUGCACGAGAGAUACAGCAACCCCAGACGAUCGUUUCAGCCUUGUUAGGCCUCAUCAGUGAGGCAUAGCUGAUAUGUCCCUAGGCACCGUGAGCAAGGGGUCCACGUCUGGAUUAUCCCUUUAAACUAAUAUUUAGUCUGAGUUAUCUUUCACCCCAUUUUUUUUUUUUUACAUUUUGUCGGAUUUUGGUGAUAUGAUGCUUUUAACUCACAAUGUGUGUUGUCAGUACUUAUUAUGUACAUGAUUAGGCAUCUGUAAUUAUAAUGGCAGUACAUUCUGGGGAACGUCAGGCCUAAUGAUUGUUAUGUAUGAUUGUGUAGUGGCAAAAUCAUUAUAAAAACAUACAAAGAUGAAUUGCAGCUUUUGUGAUACCAGAACAUAACUCUUUCUAUUAGGUCAUUGGUAUUAAUAUUUACUUAUAGGUGCUUCUGCAAUUUCAUCUACCUUCAUAUUUGUUUUACAAUGUUAGAUUUAAAAUGGUUGCCUCUGAGUUAGACCACAUAGUUUUUUUUUUUGUUUUGUUUUUUUUCAAUUGAAAUCCUACUGAACAGUCAAUAUGACCUAUAUUAACUUAAGCCCAUUUUCCACAACAAUUUCAUCUUCUUAUUGCAGAGGAAUUUGAGUCUUAUGCAGAUGACUUGAACUAAAUUGCAUACUUAUACAUUAUUUUAUCUUAAAGUUCUUUUUAUUUUUGUAUUUUCAUCGCAGUUGUCUGGUUUGUUUGUUUUUUUGUCUUUGUGUUAGUAAUGUUUCUUUUUUUAUUUAUUUUGUUACAGAUUUGGAUAUGGCAAUUGCAUACUGGAAUUUAGUAUUGUCAGGAAAGUUUAAAUUUUUAGAUCUUUGGAAUAAGUUUUUGCUGGUAAGUACUUCAUUUCGUUUUUUUCUUUUAUGUUUUAUAGAUUAGGUUAAACUUGUUACAAUGUUUAUGUUGAAGUGCAAGGUGUUCUUAUUCAACUACCCUUGCCUUUCCAGUUUUAUACUUCACCCUGCCAAACAUCUCUCCAAUUCCCAUUCCAUUUAAUCUUGGUGUUAACUCCAUCUUCAUCUCAUCUUGUUCUCUAGUGGUGCUAUUUCCAUUUUUCUCUUUCACAUUUGCCCUGGGUUAUCCUUAUAUGGGUGGAUGUGAAAGUAUCCGCUCUGCAAACUUGGGGGUGGGGGGUUUGUUGUGUUUGUUUUGUUUUUUUGGUUUUGGUUUUGGUUUUUUAUCAUCCUUGGGGUUAGUGCUUGCAUUUAGUUUCAUUUAUAAAAAAAAAAAAAAAAAUCUUAAGCUUACAGUGUUGCUUCUUUUACAUUGUAAGAUGUCUUAAUGUGUAGGUUACAGUUUAGAGAAGUCUAUGACAGAGCCAGAGGUGAGGAAACUUAAAAAAAAAAAAAAUCAAAAAUCUACUUGUCCAUCAUAACAAUCUAAUUGUCACACAAAAUAAUUUCAGAUUGGGGCCUUUGCUUAGAACCCUGGACAUCAACAGGGGUUUAGUGAAUGAGUGUCUCAUGCUCUGUCGCUCAUGCCCAGUGUGUGUGGUUGAUUAAUGUGUUAGCAUUGGCUUUAUUUGUAUGUACCUUAAUGCAUGGAAGGAGAAUGAGGUGAUAGAAAACAAGAGAAUAUGGUCUGCACCUCUAGCUGGUGCACCACAGAAAUUGGUAAUUCACAGUUCUGGGAUUCCCAGCCUGCACUCAACUCAUUAUUGAUCAUCGUACCACAAAGUACUGAUUUUUGUGGUCUGUACCCACCAGAAGUAUAGACCAAAUUCUCCCUGACUGACCCUUUCUUCCCCAAGAUCCCCUGCAGAGGCCCAAAGUAGGGCUAAAAGUCUAAAAAAAAUUUAAACAUUGUUUGCUUAGUGCCCAGAACUACAUGUCCAAGGUGUCAGUGCAGACCACACAAAAUUAAUUAGGAAUUGGACAUGCAGAGAGAAACUUUUUCCAAGUAACCUCACUAAAUGGGGCAGAGGGCUUUUUGGUUUAUAUUGGAGGGCAGAGAACUAAUUUCAUCCUCUCAAGGAUUGCGUACAGGAGAACAUACAAAUUCAUACUGACAGAUUCAUUCAUUGGGAGUUUACAUGCACAUUCAAUUUUAUUUUGUUUGCCUUGUUUUUGUUCAGGAUGUCUUUCUAGUUUCGGUUAAAUUGGUGCAUAUACAGUAUAAUUUAGCAAAAUGUUCUAUUAAUGUUUUAGGAGCAUCAUAAAAGAUCGAUCCCAAAGGAUACGUGGAACCUUCUGUUAGAUUUUGGAAAUAUGAUUGCAGAUGAUAUGUCCAAUUAUGAUGAAGAAGGUAAUAUAUACAUAUAAUUGAGAUAUGUUUCGCCAUAGGAGUACUGCAAAAUAUUUAAUGGGACUUUUCUGGGUAAAAAAAUGUCUAGCUUGAUUUAAUCAUCAAAUGCAUUUAUAGCACACAAAUUGCAUACAAAACAGUGUGUAUGGUUUGAGGACACCUUAAGAUAUCAUUCUGUUAAAUUACCGAAUUCAGAUAGUUUAUUCAGUCUUUGUGGAAACUGUGAGGGCACUAAGAAUUUUAAAGUGGGCAAUCGUUAAAGGGACACUAUAGUCACCAGAACAACCACAGCUUAUUGAAUUUGUUCUGGUGUGUAGAAUCAUUACCUUCAGGCUUUUUGCUGUAAACACUGUUUUUUUUUCAGAGAAAAUGCAGUGUUUACAUUACAGUCUAGUGAUAACUUCACUGGCCACUCCUCAGAUAGCUGUUAGAGAUCCUUCCUGGGUCAUGGCUGCCUAAAAUGCAUCCAAACAUUCAGUAUCUCCUCACUCUGCAUGCAGACACUGAACUUUCCUCAUAGAGAUUCAUUGAUUCAGUUAAUCUCUAUGAGGAGAUGCUGAUUGGCCAGGGCUGUGUUUGAAUCAUGCUGGCCCUGCCCCUGAUCUGCCUCCACGUCAGUCUCAGCCAAUCCUGUGGAGAAGCACUGUGAUUGGAUCAGACUACCACUUCUGAUGAUGUCAGCAGACUGCUUGUGGGUUUUUUUAGGCAAAUAGCAUGCAGAUCUACAGCUUCUGGCUUGAAUACAGUAAGAUGUUGCUAUAUUUAUGGAGUCAUGAGGUGCCCAGGGGGGCUAAAUGGUGUUCACACUAUAGGGUCAGGAAUACAUGUUUGUGUUCCUGACCCUAUAGUGAUCCUUUAACCAUUUUUGUUUACGCCAUAUCUUAAUAAACAUGAUAUCACAGUCUAAUUCAGUACAGCCAAAGUCAGACAUACAAUGCAAAUGGAGAAACAAAUGUUUCCGUUUUUUCUUUUCCGUGAAUCAUGUAAAUUGGUAAAAAAAAAAAAAAAAAAAGCCAGCCUUUAUCAAGAUUACAGGGAGUCAGUAUGGAGGUGCCCAGUAUCUGUAUAGGUCAGUGACGUUCUAUGUAUAAUCUUAUUUUUUAAGACCUCAUAAAAACAUAUAUGAUAAAUAUAUGAAAUAACAAAAAAAUAUUGUUAAAAAUUAUGGAAAUGGCAGCUCCCUUUUAAAUGUAAGAGAAUAUACAAUAUCUAUUGUCUCACAUUUUUUUUUUUUUUGACAGUCAAGUCUAAGUGCAAUAAUACAUUUUAAUACUGUGUGGAAAUUAUUGGAAUGAAGUUUCCAAAAAUAUAGUCUGAAUGUUUUGUGCGAUACAUGAUCCAUUACCACCUCCUUUCUGAUUGCUAGAGUGCUACAGUAUUCCUAUUUCAGUAUACUGUGGGGCUUGCAUUGCAGUUUUUUUUUUCUGUACAUUGUAAGAGAACUAAAUGCAACCCAAGUGGAGUAUUGUGUUUCUCUGCAUGGUGAAAAACUACAUUGCAGUGGAGAGGAAGUUAUGAAGGAAGGCUAUUAAAUAGUGUUAAAAAGAGUAUAGCUGCCACAGUUUUACAAAUUGUUAAUUAUAAGCAACUGUUCAUAAACAUCCAGAGAUAGAACACCUCGUUCUGCAAUACCCUUUACAAGAAACCCAGAUUGUUAUUGUGCUUGAUAUCCUUUCUAUAGUUACUCUUCUGUUUUGCAUUUUGUAACUAGAUGAUUUUAUGGCUAAGUGAUCUUGUGACACCUAGGUCAGUGCACCUGAGCUCAGUACUUGAGCACACAUUCAGUUUUUUUCUGAUAUACACAGGUGACAACAGGGCCAGACUGGGGAUUCCAAAGCAGCCCUGGAAAAAAAAUCUAUGCCAGCCCCAUAAGUCAUUGCGCCAUAUAUUGUCGCAUGUAAUAUGUAAGGCUAUGUCUUGCCACCAUAGAUGAUUGAGAUAUAUCUUUUUCCAAUAUAAAAUAUUGGUCCUUUCAGAGUAAAAUUUUUAAUUAUACAGUAAGCAUACUCAUAUGCAGGCACAGACAAUCUCACUGACAGAAGCUGAUUGAUACACAGCCUCAUAGACAAACAAUCUCACUGAUAUACAUAAGGUCAUUGACAUAAAAACACAAGCUCACUCAGUAGCAGGCACACACACACACACACACAAGCAAGCCCACUCACUAGCAGGCACGCUUACACACACAGCUUAAUGUAGUAGCUCUGGUGUCUAUAGCCUGUCCCUGCAAGCUUUUCAAUGUAAACACUGACUUUUUAGAGAAAAGGCAGUGUUUACAUUGCUUCCUAGUGACAGACACUCAGACGGUCACUAGAGGUGCUUCCUGUGUCAGUGAGGUUUGGCUGAGAUCCUCAAUCUUGAUCUCGGCCAUAAAGGCAGGGCCAGUCGAGGGGAGACAGCACGACGUGGGGGGUGGGGGGGGAAUGAGUAAAAACACACAUACACACACCAUGACACACCAUCCGUGACACGGACGGGCAGACAGACAUAAUUGCUACCUGUGUGCUGGCGGCCACAUGGGGAGUUCUGAUGGCAGCCGCAUGGGGGGAGCUGGCUCUUCUGGCACCUGCAGAGGGAGCUCUUUUGGCGGCCGCAGGGGGAGCUGGCUGUUCUGUCUCAGCUCCCCCGCCCCAGCGCGCAGCUUAAUAAGACCGGGGCCGGAAUAUGACGUCAUUUGUAGCGCGCUGGGGAGGGGAAGCAGAGACCGAACAGCCAGCUCCCUCUGCGGCCGCCAGAAAAGCCAGCUGCCUGCCUGGCCCCAGGUGCCGACGGCCCACCGGGAAAGUUCCCGGUAUCACAGUGGGCCAGUCCGGCCCUGGGUGACCAUACUAGUUGAUACUAGUAGGUUAGUAAGAAAGGACUGCUCAUUGUGUUUUGGAUACUUAUUUGGAACUCACUUUCACAAUUAAUUUGCUUUGUAUGUUCUCUUUCCAGUCUGUUAAAUUCUCCACAUUAACUUUUAGAAUAAAUGCCAAUAGUUUUAAUUAGUUUGCUGAUGUUUUGGUUUUCUUUGUUUUAUUCCUUAUGCUGGUCACCUAGAUUUGCACUGUAAUCUCUUGUCUCUAUAGUAUAAGGAAUACAAAGCUCCCUCUGCCCACACGCCCUAUUGCUUCAAUGCUUUCCUGUGAAGAUUUAACGGACGCUGGAUGUCCUCAUGCAAAGCAUGGGAACGUCCAGUGUCCGGUGACCAAAAGACUCUUGGCAGGAAGUACCUCUAGUGCAGGGGUGCCCACAAUGUUGAUCCCUAGAUGUUUUAAACAGCUUCCAUUAUGCUUUGACACUCCAAAGGCAUGCAAAGCAUCAUGGUAGUUGUAGUUCAACAUCUGGAGCUCUACCCUUUGGGUACUACAUGCAGCCUUAGUCCUGCAAUGUAAUCAAUGCAGUUUCUCAAAAACUGCAAUGAUCUAUAUUGCAGGACUGAGUGGGAAAGGGACACAGCACCCAGACCAGUUCAAUGAGCUGAAGUGGUCUGGGUGCCUUUAGUGUCCCUUUAAUAUUUCUCUUGAUUUAUAAUGUCUCUGUUUUUGUAUUUUUGAUAUUUAUUUUUAAAAUUUGUGAAUGUCUUUAUAAAUGUCAUAUAUAUAUAUAUAUAUAUAUAUAUAUAUAUAUAUAUAUAUAUAUAUAUAUAUAUAUAUAUAUAUGUGAUAAUUUUUAAUAAAUCCUUCUUUCUUUUUUCCCCUCCCCUUCUCUGUUGAUACAGGUGCAUGGCCUGUUCUUAUUGAUGACUUUGUGGAGUACGCAAGACCAUUAGUCACAGGUGGAAAACGUAUACCUCUUUAACCAUAGACAUUUUGAAUGGACUAGCAAUGCUUUUGCCAUUUCAUUAGAUAAUGAAGACUAUUUGGCCAAUAACUGAGAAGACCAUGUGACAUAGUCACCUGGACAUAAGGCGACAUAGUCAUUGUUGGAAACUUUGCCUCAAAACAUUCUGGUGGACAGCUCUUGGACAGUUCAAGGAGAUGCCUGAAACCGAGCACUGGCUGUUUUGUAGGACGCUGGCUUCAUAUCUUAUAUUGGUUGUAUCAUAUAGGAUGUAGAGAUUGCAUGAUUUUAUACUUUGGAGCAGAUUAAAUAGAGGCCAUUUUAUUAAAAAAAGUAUGUAUGUAUAUAUAUAUAUAUAUAUAUAUAUAUAUAUAUAUAUAUAUAUAUAUAUAUAUAUACACACACACACAAAAAAUAACUUAAAGAGCAUGCCAUUCGGUUUACGAGCCAGAAUAAACACCAGCAGUUACUGAACAGCUGUAUUAUAUUGUAUCUAUAUAAAAAGCAGUAUUUGUGGUAUAAAUUAAAUCUCUAAUGGAAACUUACAUAGCAUGUUGUUUUUGUUUGUUUUUAUAUACCAACUCUUUGAUAAUACUACAGAAACUCUGAGGCAGUGAAUAAUUGUGAAUGUAAAUUAAACACUUAGGCACGUGAAAGGCUGCUUUACUCUUCCUCACCAAUCUGUUAACACUCCAGGCACCAUAAGCACUCUAUCGCAACUAAGUGGUUUUGGUGCCUGUAGUCCCGUGAUACAAGGUGAAUUGGCUAAUGCCAAGGAGGGCUCUGUUCUUACUAGCGAGAGGA
This is a messenger RNA of Pelobates cultripes (western spadefoot toad), 17014 nucleotides long. Lineage: Eukaryota; Metazoa; Chordata; Amphibia; Anura; Pelobatidae. The record is from the annotation of a GenBank genome assembly.